This is a messenger RNA of Hansenula ciferrii, 2028 nucleotides long. It is a transcript of the gene COY1, whose product is annotated as CCAAT displacement transcription factor COY1. The transcript has a single exon. Lineage: Eukaryota; Fungi; Ascomycota; Saccharomycetes; Phaffomycetales; Wickerhamomycetaceae. The coding region runs from base 1 to 2028 and encodes 675 amino acids. Gene Ontology annotation, cellular component: Golgi membrane. Gene Ontology annotation, biological process: intra-Golgi vesicle-mediated transport. The record is from RefSeq and is a predicted model, not a curated record.
AUGUCCACACAGUCCACGUUCGAAAAGGCGCUACUGCACUGGUCUGAAGUCAAUCUCCCGCAAUUGCAACAAUCAUUGGAUGAUCCAGCUACUCAGAUCCAUCAAACCCAAGAGGAAACCCUUUCUUCACGUAAAACUUUAGCUCAACGUACCAAAGAAUUUAAAAAAUUAGAAGAAGAUUCUAAAUUGAAAGAAAUUAAACCUUUAUUGAAACUAUAUCAAACAGAAAUUGAUACUUUAACAGAAAGGGCCAAAUUAAGUGAAGGUGCUUUUUUCAAUGUUUAUAGAGCUAUAAGUGAAUUACCAGAUCCAAAACCAUUAUUAGAAGUUUCAUUAGAUAGUGUUCUUGUUGCUCAAGAAGUUGAUUCAUUAAAGAAAGAAAAUGAAAAUCUAAGAGAUGAAUUAUUAAAAUAUGCAGAUUAUGAACAAUUAAAACAAAGAUUAUUAAGAUCUGAAGAACAAAAUGUUGAACAAUUAAAUAAUAAAUUAAAAUUAAAAGAAGAAGAAUUAAAAGGUGAAUUUGAAGAAAAAGAAUCAAACUGGAAUGAAAAAGAAAUCAAUUAUCAAAAACAAAUUGAUUCAUUCCAAAAACAAAUUAUUGACUUGAAAACUCAAAAUGAAGUUGAUGGAUUAAGAUUACAAAAUCAAGCUUCAAUAGAUUUUGAUGAUUCAGGGAACUCAGUUAAGAAUGAAGAUUUAGAAUUCAUUAAAAGAGAAAAUGAAAAUGUUCAUCUUAGAAAUUUACAAUUAGAAAAAAGAAAUCAAGAUUUAAGUAAAGAAUUAAAAAUUAUUAAAAGUGAUUCAGCACAAAAAGAAGUUCAAUAUGCAAAUGAAUCUAAGAUUAAUCAAUUAGAAAGUGAAAAUGCUACAUUAGUUGCUAAAUUAGAUUAUGAAUCUCGUAGUUUUGAAACAAAACAACAAAAAUCCUCUACAGUUAUAAAUUCAUAUAAGAGAGAUAUUGAUCAAUUAAAUAAUGAAUUGAAAAAUUUGAAAAUCAAGAUGAAUUCAUUCAAAGAUUAUGAUGAUUUAAAACAUGAAUUGAAUACAUUAAGAACAAUUGCAUUUGGUUCAAAUGAUGAUGAUCAAGAUGAUCAAGAUCAAGAUCAAGAUGAUGAAGAAUUAGGUGAUGAACCAAUAAAAUCAAGUUCAUCAGGUCUUGAUGAAAUUUUAGUUUCAAGAAAUAAAAAAUUAACAAAUGAAAUUACAAAAUUUAGAUCAAAACAUGAAGAAUUAAAUGAAAAAAUUUUAAAUUUAGAAAAAUUAUUAAAUAAAUCAAAUAAUGAAGUUACAAGAUUAGUUUCAUUAAAUAAUCAAUUAGAAAAUGAUUUAAGUUUAUUUAAUCAAUCCAAAAUAUCAGAUAAUAUAAGUAUGAUUUCAGGUGUAACAAGAAAUACAAGAGCACCAAUUCCAACAACUAGAGGAGGUAGAUUAUCACCAACAUCAUCAAUAGCUGGUGGGUUAGAUCCUAGUACACAAUCAAAUGUUGAAUCUGAAUCAUCAGUAUUACCAAUUAUAACAUCACAAAGAGAUAGAUUCCGUUCAAGAAAUAUUGAAUUAGAAUCAUUAUUAAAAACCAAGACAAAUCAAAUUAAUGAAUUAAAAUCUCAAUUAAUUAAAUUACAAAAACAAAAUCAAGAAUUAUUUGAAAGAACAAGAUAUCUUUCAUCAUAUCAAGGUUCAGUUCGUCGUAAUAAUACUAGUAAUAAUUCAUUUACAAAUCAAUCAGAUCCUGAAAGACAAUUAGAACAAAGUUAUGAAGAAUCAUUACAUCCAUUAGCAAAAUUUAGAGCAAGAGAAACAGAACGUAUAAAUUCUAAAUUAGGUACAUUGGAGCGAAUUUUCUUAAGUUUUGCUAAAGCUAUCUUAGCAAAUAAAACAUCAAGAUUAUUAUUUUUAUGUUAUUGUUUUGGAUUACAUUUCUUAGUUAUGAUUAUGAGUAUUUAUGUUAUGAGUUUAUAUGGUGCUUUAACUCCUGAUGUUGGUAUUGUUGAUAAAUCCAUGUCUGGUAAAACUCAAGCAAUUCCAUAA